This is a messenger RNA of Mytilinidion resinicola, 1459 nucleotides long. Its product is annotated as HAD superfamily hydrolase. NCBI's taxonomy places the organism in Eukaryota, Fungi, Ascomycota, Dothideomycetes, Mytilinidiales, Mytilinidiaceae. The transcript is spliced from 3 exons. The record is from RefSeq and is a predicted model, not a curated record. Bases 336 to 1226 code for a protein of 296 amino acids. Gene Ontology annotation, molecular function: phosphatase activity.
UACUGCUUCUUCUUUGGGGGAGAAGCGGACGGAGGCGGGUUCUUCGUCUGCUUCUGGUUUGAGGGUGUUGCCGGUCUUUGAGGGCUCUGUUUCUGAAGGAGGAUCCAUUCUGGCGUUUGUGGUAGCUGUUGAAGCUGUCGAGAGCUUCCUGGCGACGUCAGUUCGUCCCUGAAAGGUGGGGGCCCGUGCGAAACUCGGAAUACUUUGUACGAAUGGUGAAUGGUUGUAACUACUAUAAAUUUUAUUUUGAAGGAAGUUCAUGAGUCUUCACCACCAUACACGAUCAUUACCGUCCCAACUUCCGUUCCAUAUCACUCCAUAUCGUCACAGACAAAAUGUCUCCAUCCUCAAGUCCUCCUCCACCCAUACGGGCCUGCCUCUUCGACAUGGACGGCCUCCUCAUCGACUCCGAAGACCUCUACUCGAUCUGCACCAACGCCGUCCUCGCCGAAUACGGCCGGCCCAAACUCCCCUGGAGCAUCAAAGCGCAACUCCAAGGCCGCCCUGGCCCCGAAUCCCAACGCAUCUUCCAAGAAUGGGCCCACCUCCCCAUCACCCCCGCCGACUUCACCGCCAAAAUCUCCGCGCUGCAGCGCCAGCACUUCCCCAGCACAAAACCGCUCCCCGGCGUCCCCGCCCUCCUGCGCACCCUCUCGACCUCCCGCGCCCACCUCGCCCUCGCCACCUCCUCGCACGAGGCAAACUUCCACCUCAAAACCAACCAUCUGGCCGACCUCUUCGCCGUCUUCGCCCAGCGCCACCGCGUGCUCGGCGACGACCCGCGCAUCGCGCAGGGCCGCGGCAAGCCGGCGCCCGACAUCUACCUGCUGGCGCUGGAGACGAUUAAUGUGGAUCUGCGGGCCAAGGGGGCGGCGGAGGUGCGGCCGGAGGAGUGUCUUGUGUUUGAGGACAGCGUGCCCGGGGUGGAGAGCGGGCGGCGGGCGGGGAUGCAGGUGGUGUGGUGUCCGCACCCGGGGCUGCGGGAGGAGUAUCGAGGGCGGGAGAGGGAGGUGUUGGCGGGGCUGACGGGGGCGCAUGUGGAUGAGGAGGUGGAUGGGGCGGAGAGGGUCAAGGGGGCGAGCGUGAAGGGGCAGCCGGGGGAGUUGGAUGAUGGGUGGGCGCGGUUGUUGGAGACGUUGGAGGGGUUUCCGUAUGCGAGUUAUGGGAUUGAAAUAGGAGGGGAGAAGGAGAAGGAGAAUGUGAAGCCUGUGGUGGACGGGAUAUAGAGGUGGUAUAGUUAGGGGCGUUGGGAAUGGGCAUUUACAGCAGUCAUCUGGCUCAGCAUAGACAGCGAGAGGAGGUUGGCCCGUCGUUCAAUAGAGAACUAGCAAUAAGUAUUUAGACCAUAGCAUAGAAAGCGAGAUGAGAAUGACAUCUUUCGAUAGAGGACUAGCUGCAAGCAUUUAGACCAUCAUAGAAAGCGAGAGGAGAUUGAUCUGACUUUCAAUAGAGGACUACU